UCCACUCCACAGCAAAACUUGUGAUGUGGAUUUUGUCAAUGCAAAUGUGAUGAACUAUUUUGGGAAAUGAUUACCUUUCAGCUCCUAUAAUUUGAAUCGCUCGGGACUUCUGCCACCCGGCUUCUCUGCCUCAGCGACAAGCAAAGGAAAUGAGCUGACCUAACUAAGGAUGUGGAGCAUAGUCCGAGCAAUUCUACAGCUGUGCUCUUUCUUAUGGAGUUGUAUAAAUAAGCACUACAAAAAUGUUCAGGAAUUUCAAACAAUUCGUUACCAUGAUUUCCCGCUAACUCCGGCACUCCACUCGCGACUAGAGCUGGUGGUUCGUAAAACACUAGUUUUGGAUCUUGACGAGACGCUAAUACACUCACAUUUGGAUGGGCAACCCAUGAAAUACUCGCAGCCAGACUUCGUCAUCAGGGUUAUGAUCCAUAGGCACCCUGUCAGAUUCUUCGUUCAUAAACGUCCGCAUGUCGACUACUUCCUUGAGCAAGUUAGCAAAUGGUAUGAUGUGGUUGUGUUCACAGCCAGCCUUGAGGUGUACGGUACGGCUGUUGCUGACCGACUUGAUGCAGGCAGGAAUAUCCUUGGAAGACGCUACUAUCGGCAGCACUGUGUCUUUGAAACGGCAAGCUACACGAAAGAUUUGAAGACCAUCUGCUCCGACCUGGCUAAUGUGAUGAUCAUUGACAACUCGCCAUCUGUGUAUAAAGGAAAUCCUGACAAUGCCAUUCCCAUUCCGUCCUGGGUGAACGACUCGCGCGACACUGCUUUGUUAAGCCUCCUGCCGGUUCUAGACGCGCUCCGCUUCACAAGAGACGUGCGGUCAGUUCUGGGCAGGAAUCUGCAUCUUCACGGCAUGUUCUGAUUGUUGGGGCUACGCAGUGUUGCGCUUUCUGUGUGUGUGUGUGUGCGCGCGCGCGCGUGUGUGUGUGUGUGUGUUCUGGCCGCCUGUGUGUCGGUGUCGGUGUGUGUUUAUGUGUUAUAGUGGGUAUGUUGGAGUGUCAUCUCUCCUCCAUGUUGAUAUAGGUUUGUCAUCAGUUGAAGUAGAUUUUUGUCAGUGCCUUUGAGAGCGCGUUGACAGAAACUAUCGUUUUUAUGCGCUCAUUUGCUCCCCUCCAUUCACACUCGCACGUAUGUUGCUUCACGAGUGGCGGCUCAUCAUUAUCUUUCACGGCGGAUCUCUUUUCCGCUGCUGUUCUGGUUGUUUGUUCUCUUCACAAUGUACAAAGUCCAUCCUCUCACCAUGGCUGGCGGCCGGUGGGGUGCCAGCACAAGGCUAUCUUUUUUUGCCUUCUAUUCUCGCGUCGACGGUUAUCGAUCUUGUUUUCUAUCUCCCUCCAACCAUUAUCAUUAUAACCACUUGUGUGUUUGUCUACUCUAUUAUGACUGGAACUUAUCUACAUCAUUAGUAUGUCAGUGUGUUACUCUUCAAAUGGAUUUGCUUUGCUACUUCAAGUCCGAGUCC
This is a messenger RNA of Sycon ciliatum, 1465 nucleotides long. Its product is annotated as CTD nuclear envelope phosphatase 1 homolog. NCBI's taxonomy places the organism in Eukaryota, Metazoa, Porifera, Calcarea, Leucosolenida, Sycettidae. The record is from RefSeq and is a predicted model, not a curated record. The transcript has 9 exons. Gene Ontology annotation, molecular function: phosphoprotein phosphatase activity. The coding region runs from base 170 to 865 and encodes 231 amino acids.